Anopheles maculipalpis is the source of this 274-nucleotide messenger RNA. Its product is annotated as protein PET100 homolog, mitochondrial. The record is from RefSeq and is a predicted model, not a curated record. Gene Ontology annotation, biological process: mitochondrial respiratory chain complex IV assembly. The transcript has a single exon. Lineage: Eukaryota; Metazoa; Arthropoda; Insecta; Diptera; Culicidae. Bases 18 to 266 code for a protein of 82 amino acids. Gene Ontology annotation, cellular component: mitochondrion; mitochondrial inner membrane.
AGUGCUGAUCAUUCAAAAUGGGAGGCUGGGCAUUGGAAAUUGGCAAAAUGGCACUUUAUAUGACCUUCCCUGUGGCAAUGUUCCACUGGUUCAAUCAGCCGGAGUAUUUCGAGAAGUGGGUAACCGAUACUAGGCGGCAGCUGUAUCCACCGGAAAACCCUCAGCAUCGGGCCGAAAUUGAAAAGUGCAUCCGCAAUGUACGGGAGCGCCAUGAUCAGGAGCUACUGAAAGCGUUGGAAGAGAUGGAGAGAACUGAAAAAAAGUAAACGGCGGU